Messenger RNA from Carlito syrichta (Philippine tarsier), 739 nucleotides. It is a transcript of the gene AIRIM, whose product is annotated as chromosome unknown C1orf109 homolog. The record is from RefSeq and is a predicted model, not a curated record. The transcript is spliced from 5 exons. Lineage: Eukaryota; Metazoa; Chordata; Mammalia; Primates; Tarsiidae. Bases 96 to 707 code for a protein of 203 amino acids. Gene Ontology annotation, cellular component: cytoplasm; nucleus.
AGACUUUCCUAUUCUAGAGACGCCUCCGAACGAUAGCCAGGACCCCUUGCGGAGGCAGGAGCCAGGUUCUCCCUUCGGACCCUCUUCUGAAGAAGAUGACUCCAGACCGGCCUCUGCUUGCCGUGCAGGAGGCCCUGAGAAAGUGCUUUCCGGUGGUGGAGGAGCAGCAGGGCCUGUGGCAGAGCGCCGUGCGGGACUGCCAGCCUCUGCUGGCCUCCCUCGGCAGCCUGGCGGAGCAGCUGCAGGCCGCGCACAGCCUGCGCUGGGAGGAGCUGCCGGCGCUCCGGGCCUUCCCCGACUUGAAGGAGCGGCUGAGACGCAAGCAGCUGGCGGCCGGUGAUGCAGUUCUGGACCAGCUCGGGGAGAAGCUAGCCACCCUCCUCAAGGUGCGGGACACAGUCAGCAGGCAAGUGGAGCGAGUGUUUCAGAUCUAUGAGCAACACGCAGAUAUAGUUGGCAUUGAUGUUGUCCUGCAGCCUUCAGCUGUAAGCCCCUCUGUGGCUGACAUGUUGGAAUGGUUGCAAGAUAUUGAGAGACACUAUCGAAGUUCGUACCUGAAGAGAAAGUACCUCCUUUCCUCGAUCCAGUGGGGAGACUUGGCAAACAUUCAAGCUUUGCCAAAGGCCUGGGACCGAAUUUCAAAAGAUGAACACCAAGACCUUGUACGAGAUAUCUUGUUGAAUGUUUCUUUCUUCCUGGAAGAAUAAGGAAGCUGUAUGUUUAUCUGGAGACCAGGGGC